Molecule: messenger RNA, 979 nt
Organism: Suillus paluster
Lineage: Eukaryota; Fungi; Basidiomycota; Agaricomycetes; Boletales; Suillaceae
Exons: 3
Coding region: 117-908 (263 amino acids)
Biological process (GO): RNA processing; mitochondrial translation
Cellular component (GO): mitochondrial large ribosomal subunit
Molecular function (GO): ribonuclease III activity; structural constituent of ribosome
Source: RefSeq, a predicted model, not a curated record
ACUUGCGCACGGACCACUACAUCGACCACUUUCCAUUUAUGGAAUACGGGACACUCGGUUAACUUUUUCAAAGGCUAGAACUUACUACUUAGCAGACAGCAAGUUGGAUCUGCAACAUGUCUCAAGUAUUUCGUCGGUCCCUCAGUACCCUCAAAAGAGCUCCCCAACUAGCUCAAUCGUUCCCAGUCGCUGAGGAUAGCGCACAGUUUGCUGCUCAUCUAAAUAACGUAUUCCCCUCCCUCCAAUUUCCUCCCGAGCUUGCACAACGUAUCCUCACCCACGGAAGUCACAAGACAGCUGUUCACGGGCACAAUGGGCGCCUUAGCUUUGUAGGACGUCGCGUGCUCGAGUCUUAUUUUCUGCUCUUCCUGCAUUCUGACGCGCGGAAUCAAAACCAUUACGACUUUGAAUCCCUCUCUUCUCGCGCUUUAAAUACCUACCUCUUGGGCGAACACAUUGCCCCUCGGUGGUCUUUGGGUCGUAGUUUGCGAUGGACUCCUACUGUCUCUCAAGAUGUUCUACAGACACACAAAAAUCUCAAAAAGUCAUCCCAAAAACAGCCAGCCGAAGCUGAAUUAGAAAACGCGUUAACGGCGAAUCCUGGUAUCGUCAGGAGUGUAGGUCUUUACAAAGUCAUGGGAGACGCGGUGCAAUCGGUAGUGGGCGGAGUCUAUCAUCAAUUUGGUGGUUCUGUGGCUCAUCGCUUGUUUCACACUCGCAUUCUGCCGCAUAUUCUAUUGCCAGGCAAGGCUGAGGGAGUCCCCUCAGAAUUCCAUCACAAAGCACUGGCACUUUGUGAACGCAUGGGUGGCAUGGACGGGAAUUUAUUGGUUCAAGGGCUUCCGUCAGAUCGUGCUCCUUCGGAGCUUGAGACAGUAGAGACAGUUCAGCCAAAGAGAGUUGCGUAAGUGUGCAUUCUUGGUCGCCGUCUUCUUCUAUCCAAUCUUUUUCCACAGGGCUGCUAGCUUCUGAGUACUCA